This is a messenger RNA of Biomphalaria glabrata, 794 nucleotides long. RefSeq names its product 60S ribosomal protein L13. Gene Ontology annotation, biological process: translation. The transcript has 4 exons. The coding region runs from base 131 to 757 and encodes 208 amino acids. Lineage: Eukaryota; Metazoa; Mollusca; Gastropoda; Planorbidae. Gene Ontology annotation, molecular function: RNA binding; structural constituent of ribosome. The record is from RefSeq and is a predicted model, not a curated record. Gene Ontology annotation, cellular component: ribosome; cytosolic large ribosomal subunit.
ACAACACAUAGAUGUAGGUCAGUGCUUUGAACGGAUGUUUUUUAACAGUUAUCUGUCUUUAUUUCAUUGCGCAUGGCCCAGUCGUAAUUUUUUUCCUUUCUUCCGGUAACUUUUGGCUAAAGCUUAAGUCAUGGCUCCCAAAAGAAACAACAUUGUUCCCAAUGGCCACUUCCACAAGGAUUGGCAAGGUAUGGUCAAGACAUGGUUUAACCAGCCCAUGAGAAAGAAGCGAAGGAGGGCUGCCAGAGCUGCUAAAGCAGCCGCUAUUGCUCCAAGGCCUGUAGCUGGACUUCUGAGACCUAUUGUCCGAUGCCCAACUUUCAAAUACAACACUAAAGUGAGGCUUGGACGUGGAUUUACUUUGGAUGAAUUAAAGUCUGCUGGAAUCAACAAGAAAACUGCCAGAACUAUUGGUAUUGCUGUUGAUUACAGGAGGAGAAACCUUUCCAUUGAGUCACAGCAGCAAAAUGUGCAGAGAUUAAAGGAGUACAAGACUAAAUUAGUUAUUUUCCCUCGUAAAGAAGGCAAACCAGUUAAGGGUGAUGCUUCUCCUGAGGAAUUGAAGUUGGUGAAACAGUUGACUGGCUCAGUUAUCUUGCCUAUUCCCAGUGUCUUCAAACCUGAGAAAGCACGUGUCCCAACAGAAGAAGAGCGCAAACACAAUGCUUUUGUUGCCUUGCGCCAGGCUAGAAUUACUGCAAAGUUGGUUGGUGUCAGAGAGAAGAAGAAGAAGGAGGCAGAAGACAAGGAUAAAUAGAUUGUUUAAUUUAAAUAAAAAUAUUUUUGGGAACGAC